ACGGUAACUUUCAAGCGGAGCGGAUCGUUUUAGCGCGGUUAGUAGAGACUCCAAACGGCAUGGAUAGAUGAACUUAUUUUUUUUUGCAUUUGUGUAAUACCUCUACCUGCCUGCAUACCAUAUCUACUACAUAGAUAGUGUAGUGUGUGAACAAACGUAAAGAACCAAGUAGACAACAGCUAGCCAGCCAGCCAGUCAAUUUGUAGCGAAAACCAAAACACCACCAAACCAAGCCACCUCGUCGUUCGCCCCCACAAAAAUAUAUUUUCUGUUUAUUUGUGUGUAUACAUACGGGCAAAGUUCGUACGCACGAAAUAUAAAAUACCAUAGCAGCAAGGAGCAGCAGCAGUGGCGAGAACGAAUCUAUAUGUAUCUGAUAUAUAUACCGACGUGCAAGCAACAUAUGAGAAUAUAUACACGCGCUUGGCAGUCUGAUAUAGUGACCUGACAGCCUCAAAAAAGCAGCGCGCGAGACACAACCAGAGCAGCAGAGCUAGUACAGCAGCAGCGGCAGCAAAAGCUGUAGUAGAAAAAUAGAAAAAAUCUACAAAAAAUUGGGUGUAGAUUUUUUUCGGCUAACAAGCAUGUGAAAAAUAUCUGACAAAAAAAUUAGUGGAAAUAAGACGUCAAAUUUGUAUAAAGAAAUUUAUAGCAAAAAUCUGUAAAGAAAUUUGCGAAAAUAAAACUAAAACCUAACUGCGUAUAAAACAAACUGACGGUCCGCAAACGCGCUUACAAACGAAGAGGAAGAAGAUUCUGUGCGAUACAAAAAAUCAGAAAAAAAAACAACUGAAAAAAACAAAUUUUAGUAUAACAGAGUGUUAAUGAUUGCUAAAAGUAGAAAUUUGCUUGUAUCAAAAACUCAAAAAGCUGUAGAUGUGUAUGAAAUCUUAAAACAAAACUACUUGAAAAAUUCCUAUACAGUACAAACUUAACUGAAGUGCUAAAUAAAGAAGAUAAUAAAAAAACUGUAGCUCGGAAAAAGUGAAAAUAGCUAAAAUAAUUUUAAAGUGAAAUAAAAUGUGAAAAUAGUAGCAGAAACUAAACAUAUGUAAAUGCAAACCACAACAGAAUUAAGUGAAAAGCCAAAAACAUAUUUUGUGAAAAAAUUUAAAGUUGAGUGAAAAUAAGAAACAAAUAAAAAAACUGUUUUAUUAAAAACGAAAAGUGCGUAAAAAAAACAAAUUGAAAAAUUACAAUUUUACUAUCAACCAAACUGAGUUGCUCAACUUAAUCCCCCCUCCCAAAAAAAAACCAACACAGUAGAUACAAACAAAAAUUAAUAAAACCAUUUCCAAAAAAUAGCCCCAAAACGAAAUUCAACAACAUUUUUCGCUCAUCUUUGUGAAGUGUGUAUAAUUAAUUUCAUACAAAAUUGUCGCCAGGUACGACUAUAAAAUGUUUGAUCCAUUUGUGAAAAUUAAGAAAAAGCGAAAUCUAAAUGUUGUCGAUGUAUUAGAAAGUGUUGGUGAAGUGGACGUCGCCACCGCCGCCGUCGAAACAUCAGAGCAGGCGCACGUUGUGGAGGACAUUGUAUUGGAAGAGCCAGUAGCAGCAGUUGAAGAGCAGCAGGAGCAAGAACAGCAGCAGCAGCGCCUGCAACAACAAACGAAGCAACAAUUGUUGCACGACAACGACGCACAGCGAGAGCAACAACCGCUUGAGCAGCAAGAACAGCUGCAACAGCCAUCACCGUCGCCAUACGCGCAACGUGAACAGCUUGAAAAUUGUUUUUGCAUAAGCGGUGCAGCGCUUAUUGGUGCAGGGGCAGCAUCGGCCACAAACACAACCCCAACUGCAGCGGAAAACUGCAACACCACCGUCACUGUGGCCAGCCCUCCUCUAUCGCCCACGACCACUACAACUGCGGCCACAAUAGCAGCCGCCGCAUCCUCCGCCACAUCACCGCUCUUGGAAGCGAUUGCCAGUAGUAGUAGUAGCAGUAGCAACAACAACAACGGCAGUUCAAAGCAAAUAAGCCGCCAAUUUGCUAGCAGCAGCAGUAGCAACAACAGCCCGAGUAACAGCAAUUGCAGCCGCCUGCAACAGUUGAUUUCUACGCCACCAGUGGCAUUGCGCGGGUUACCUUCAUAUUGCAGCGUUGAUUUGCAGCCGCCGCCGCAACAACAACAACAACAACAACAGGCAAAUUUAGGUCUUCAAUCGGCUGCAUUGCCACAGCUGCAGUUGCAUUUGCAACAGCCGCCGCAGCAGCAACAGCAUCAGCAAGCACCUUCGGUGUUGCAGCAACAUUUGGGUCACCUAAAUUUCGAAAGUGGAGCAUCAAGUGGCAGCAGUAGUGCGAAUGUGAGCGCCAGCAGCAGCAGCAGCAGUAGUAGUAGUAGUAGUAAUACUAGUAACAACAACAAUUGUAGCAGCAGCAGUAGUAGUAGCCUGCGAAGUAGCACAACAACAUUGCAGCGGCACUUGGCCUCGCCAAGCAACAUUCUACAGGAAGCAUUCACCAAUAAUUUGCACAGAAUUUUAAAGCGUUCACAUAGUUCCUCAACGUUGGCGUCCAGCAAUAACAAUCACAGCAGCACAUCCAACUCUGGCUCCCCACCGUCGCCGCCGUCUUCUUCAGCGAUCUCGAACUCUAAUUUUACCGCCUCAUCCUCGGCGUCCGCCUCCUCCUCGGCCUCUCUGUUUGCCAGUGUUUACGGUGGGAGCAGCAGCAGCAGCAGCAACCAUAGCAGUAGCCAACAUAAUCAUCACCUCAAUAACAGUAUAAUCGCCAGUCGGCUGUUUGGGCACAGCAGCAGCAGCAGCAGCAACAACCACAACAACAACAAUUUUAAUCAGAACAACAUUAACAGCAACCUCCAACAACAGCUUACAGCGGCAAGCAGCAGCAGUAGCAGCAGCGGCACAGCUGGCGCUUCAGCCUCUACAUCCAGCAGCAGCAACAGCCAGCACCGCCUGUCGCACCACAAUCAUCACCAUCAUUCCGCGCUGACAAAUUCGAUAACGAAUCGUAUAAACCAAUCGAUACGGCGUCACUUGAAUCAGCAGCAGCAACACCACUUACAACAACAGUACAAUCAGCAAGCGACAAAUAACAAUAGCAACAAUAGCAACAACAAUACAACAAAUAACCACCGAAUACAGCAGCAGCAACAGCAACAAAUUCCACAACAUUCACGUUUCUCGCAACAUUCACACUACCACCACCACCAGCAGCAGCAACAACAACAACAACAACAACAACAAAACAAUCAGCAUCACCACUUGCAGCAACAGUUGCAACAAUCAGCGCCGCAUCAUCAUCAUCAACACCAGAGUGGUAGCAGCAGCAGCAGCAGCAGCAGCAACAACAACAACAACAACAACAAUCAAUUGCAGCAGCACCAACAACAUCAUAAUCCUCAUCAUCAUAACCAACAACAGCAACAGCAACACCAACAACAACACCAACAACAAUCUCCUCUGUGCCUAGUAUUAUUAGUUAAAUGUCCGAAUUCUAAGGAAUUUUGUAACGCCGCUGCCGCCAACGCCGUCGCUGCUGCCGCACAUUUCUGUGAUAAUAAAAGGUAAUCAACAGUUAACAAAAGCAAAUUGAUAAAAUUAGCAUUAGUAAUUGUACUCAGUUGGUGGUAUGUUCAUAGUGCUUCAUAUAAUUUCAUAUUUCACAAAAAUGUGUAGGCAGAAAAGUGAUCGAGGAAAUAAUAUUUGAAAAAGAAAAGGGUAUCAAACGCAGCCGUGAAAUUUGGUUGUGGUGUUGGCGCAACAAAUGGCUGCCUGCCGCUUUCGUCGCGUUGCUUACAGCAAUUUAUAUGUGCAUAGUACAUACAUACAUACAUACAUAUGCACAUAUAUCUUCAUUUGCCCACCAUUCCUGCCUUUUGCCCAUACAUAUAUGUAUAACUAUGUAUGUAUGUAUCUUAUGGCAUAUCGUUUGCUCCAAAAGUUCAUCGCGUGCCCUAAAUUCGUUCGAGGCCGCUCCUAAGCGCUUUUUCUGUUAUAGUUGCCCUUAAUGCACAGUGGGUCGAAUGGGAGAAAAAGUCGGAAGUAAAAAUUCAGGUCGUUGA
Rhagoletis zephyria (snowberry fruit fly) is the source of this 4028-nucleotide messenger RNA. RefSeq names its product protein roadkill-like. The record is from RefSeq and is a predicted model, not a curated record. NCBI's taxonomy places the organism in Eukaryota, Metazoa, Arthropoda, Insecta, Diptera, Tephritidae.